AUGCCUGCUCACUCCGAUCAUUCCGGUCAAGAGGACAGCCACGGUGUCGUGGUGCGGGUGCCUGACAGUGCUUCCAGGGUAGCGGAGAAUGAGAAGAAUGGUGCUUCGCCGACGAGUCCUGAAGGCCACCGGUCGAGUGAGCCGGUAGAAUUUAAAGAAGGCGGCUACGGAUGGGUCGUCGUCGGUUGCGUCUUUCUCAUCAACGCUCACACCUGGGGCUUGAACUCGUCUUAUGCCGUUUUCCUCGCCUACUAUCUCAACUCCGGAGCCUUUCCAGACGCAAGCCCCAUCGUUCUGGCUUUCGUCGGCGGCUUGUCCUUCUCCGUCGGUGAGUCUCACUCCUCCCCCCGAGUUUCCCAGGUGUUCCCUUGUCAUCUCUCUCACACCCCCGGGCCAGCUCUGCUCAUCGCCCCGAUCGUAACCUUUUGCAUCCCCCGUAUCGGAACUCAACCGACUCUCGGCAUCGGCGUUGUCGUCCAAGCCGCGGCCCUCAUCGGCGCCUCUUUCACAACCCAGAUAUGGCAUCUCCUUCUAUCCCAGGGCAUCGGCUUCGGCGUCGGAAUGGGCUUCACCUUCAACUCCACCGUCGGCGUCGUCCCCCAGUGGUUUGUCACCCGCCGAUCCUUCGCCAAUUCCAUCGCCACUGCCGGCUCCGGCCUCGGCGGCCUCGUCUACUCCCUGGGCACCAACGCUAUGAUCCGUAACAUCGGCCUGCCGUGGGCGUUCCGUAUCCUCGCGAUCCUGUCGUUCGUUGUGAACGGCGCGUGCUGUCUGAUGAUGAAAGACCGUAACAAGGCGCUCGGCAGCGUGCAUGUCGCGUUCCACAAGGACAUCUUCAAGAGGAUCGAGUUUUGGCUGUUCGUGUCCUGGGGCUUCUUUGGGCUGUUCGGGUACGUGAUAUCCGUCUUUUCGCUGGCGGAUUACGCGCACACGGUCGGCUUCAAUGCCAGCCAGGGGUCCAUCCUGUCGGCGAUGUUCAACUUGUCCCAAGGCAUCGGGCGUCCCGUUAUCGGCCUUGUCAGUGACCGCUUCGGUCGCAUCAACGUUGCUGGGCUGGGCACCCUCAUCGCCGGCCUCGCGACGUUCUUCAUUUGGAUCUUCGCCGGCAAGCACUUCGCGGGCACCAUUGUCUUUGCUCUUUUCGGCGCCUUUGCCGGCGUGCUCUGGCCGACCGUUGGACCCGUCGGUGCCGAAGUCGUCGGGAUCCAGCUCCUCCCAUCGGCGCUGUCCAUCUUCUGGAUGAUCCUUGUCAUCCCGGCAACCUUUGCCGAGCCCAUCGCUUUGACGAUCAAGACCUCGGGGGUUGACGCGUACCUGAACGUCCAGCUUUUCACUGGUGUCAUGUACAUCGCGGCCUUCAUAUCAAUUUGGUUCCUCCGAGUUUGGAAAAUCAGAGAACUAGAGACGAUCGCUCUCUCGGAAGAAGAUGUCUUGCGCAAUGAUGACGCCGUCUCUUUGACGACCUCGAGGCGAACGGAGCUCAAGCCAGGCAUCUUUAGGUCCAUGUUCCAGGGCAUGCUGACAUUGAAGCGUGUUUGA
Messenger RNA from Colletotrichum higginsianum IMI 349063, 1539 nucleotides. RefSeq names its product Major facilitator superfamily transporter. Gene Ontology annotation, molecular function: transmembrane transporter activity. The record is from RefSeq and is a predicted model, not a curated record. Lineage: Eukaryota; Fungi; Ascomycota; Sordariomycetes; Glomerellales; Glomerellaceae. Gene Ontology annotation, biological process: transmembrane transport. The coding region runs from base 1 to 1539 and encodes 512 amino acids. The transcript is spliced from 6 exons.